Molecule: messenger RNA, 4595 nt
Organism: Pecten maximus
Lineage: Eukaryota; Metazoa; Mollusca; Bivalvia; Pectinida; Pectinidae
Exons: 5
Coding region: 22-1119 (365 amino acids)
Source: RefSeq, a predicted model, not a curated record
UAAACCUCGAAAUGAUGGUGGAUGGUUUGGCGACUACAACAGUUUAGCCUUAUUUACGAUUGUUUAAUUUGCAUCCAGAAUUAUACAAGCAAUAGAAUAAAAAUGGCAGCAGCUGGAUUAUUCAACAAACCUUUUUUCAUCAGCUUGGAGGAGCUUUUGCCCAUAGAUUGCAUUGAAACAUUUGAUGAACUUUGUGAGUUCUACAUGUCUGAAAAGAAUACUGGUAUCGAUGCAAGGCUGAUGAUUAUCCUCUGUAAUAUGAUUAUCCUCUCUAAUACAUACAUGAGCUAUGAUCAAAAACGCAACACCCGGGUACAAAUUGUGGAUUUCUGGAAGUCUGUGGAUCAGCUUGGAUUACAUUACAUGUUCGUUCAGAAAGGAGUAUUGAUAUACAAACAGCCAUGGGUUCAAAAUAAUUGUUCAGCACGGUUCGACUUUCAUCAGGAGAUGAUUUCCUUCGAAAAUCAUGAUGCCCUGUUCAUGGAAAACCAGUGCUUCCCAUGGAAUACUGUUGUGGAAGCUUCGGAUCAGGCACAGGAUUGGAUCAGCCAAGAAAUGGUGAAGCCACAUGUCCGGGUGAUGAAGGAGAAGCUGAAUUUCACUGAUGUUCAGAUUGUAAAUGGUCUGCAGAUCCUUCGUGAAAGGGAUGAGGAGAUAACCUUCAUGGGCCUGUUGAACACCCUGGUACCUAUGGAGAAUGCUUUGUUGAAUGUGUACAUCGGGACAGGAAAGUUUGCAUUCUCUGCAGAUAUCAAACUUGUCCUCCGCCACUGUUAUGCUAAGUAUCACAGUGAACCGACCCAGGAAGAGUUUGAGUUAGAAUGGAACCGUAUCAAAGGUACUGGCAUAGAACACUUAAUGGAACAGGUUGAUUUAGAGAAAACAAGAGCCAACAGAACAGAGGAGGAGAAGAUGAGGGCAGAGGAGGAGAAGAUGAGGGCAGAGGAGGAGAAACUGGAGGCUUUGAACAGGGAGGCCAUACUAAAGAAAGAGAAGGAUGAUGAGAGGGCAAAAGCUGAAGCAGAGAGGGCAAAUGCUAAGGCAGAGAGGGCAAAAGCUGAAAUGUUAGAGAAGCAACUGGCAAAGAUGACAGCUCUUUUUGAAAAGGAAAAGGUUUAAACAACUUUUAUUACAGAUUCAACAAAUGACUGGAUGUGUGCGAGCGUGAUCUCUUUUUUGUGUGAAACUGGUAUGAAUGUUGUUUCUUCAAUAUUAGGAUACUAAAUCUAGCUCAAUACAGUAAAACACGUUUAGUACGAACACGCUUAUAGCAAUUUUAUGGAUAUUGCGAACUGAUCCCGAUUCCCCAGCUAUUCGCCCUCUUACUUCUAUGUAAUUCUGUAAUUAUAUUGCGAAUUUCACAUAGCGAAAUAUUGUCUAUAACGAACCAAUUUAGCGGUCCCAUCGGCUGAAAUUCCAUGUUAUUUUAACACUCUAGUACGAACCCAUCUCCGAAGUCGGAGUCAUGCCCUGGUGAUCAUGACCGUGUUAUCGAUAGUCACCCGAGGGCAUGUUUCAGGGUUUAUAGGUUUAUACGGCUAUUGAAUCGGUGAGUUAUGUUUUCGAUGUCUUCUGAAUAAAGUGAGUUGUUUUGUCGAUGUUUAUGCCAAGUUGUUAAUCCAUUCUUAGAUGUCUAAUUAGUGUACAGUACAUUGUUUCGCAAUGGCUUUGUCAUCAAGCGAUUAAGAGCUAGUGAAAACAAGACUUCCGGGGUAAAGGUCACCACGACCGAUUUCGUCAGUAUUGAGAACGUUUUGGACAGUAGGACGAGGAGAAAAUAGAGACAGAGGAGGGACAUUCCGUAAUCAGUGGUGCUACGGCGAGUGAUUAUUUACACGAGAUAAGCAAUUUUCUGAAUGAUACGUCAAAUCCUUUUAAUACUUUGUACACACUUGCCUGGCACGAAAAGUUUCGGCAGAAAAUUAUAACCGACUUAAAAUAAUUGAAUCGCUUUUAAUUUGUACUUGCUUGUAAUUUUAUCUUAAUAUUUUCAUACAGCCAGAUACCUAUAUAGGUCUCUGAUAUAGCGAAGUUUUUAGGAAAAAACAAUAAAAUUCGUAAUACACGUAAUACGAACUAUCGAUAUAACGAACUGAUUCAGUUGGUCCCCUGGGAUUCAUUAUAACCGUGUUUUACUGUAUAUCCUUGGAAUUGUAUAAGAGUCGAGUGUGGAAAGGUUCUGGAGGAGAGAGUUUGCUCAUCAAUUCAUUGGUUAUAAAUGUGAUACGAAUGAUAGCUUAUGGUAUGUCUGUGAUUCUCAUCGUUGUUACAUGAUGCAAUUUUUAUCUAUUAAAUAUACUGUAUAACUUUCUUAAUGUAUUUCCCAUCACAAAGACAGCUAAGAUUCAUUCAAGCCAUUGACAUUCAGAAUAUUUUCGAAAUAUUUUUUAUCUGUUAAUUAAAGGCUCUUUUUGACCUUUUAAAAUCAAAAUUAUUUUAAGAUAUAUUUUUGUUGUUUGAAGUUUUUGGUGUUGUGGAAGUAAUGAUCAUGGGGAUGGAUUUAGAUUUUGAAAGUUGUAAUUUCUUGUGGUAAAAGUUUCAAUUCUCAUGUAUAUUAUGAGGUGUAGAUUGAUAUUUUUAUUACUUGUACAAAUCUUAUGGCAGCAGUUCUGUUCAGUAAAAUUAGUAGACAACUCUUUAUGUAUCGUACAGGUGAAAAUUUAAUAAUGCAUUUCUUGUUUAUAUGUAGGUAUAUAUGUAUAUGUGUGUGUGUUUGUGAAUUUGUAUAUAAAAGUAUGUCAUAAUUAUGAUCAUCAUUUAUCGUAGAUUCAAUUAUUUUCCUCAUAUCUCGUUUCAUCUUUACCAUGAUAUUGUCGAUACAUAGGUGACCUCUGUUACCUGUGGCCACCAAAUAUGAAGUGCUAUGUUUGAAAUGUUGAUAUGUUAUUGUAUGUUAACUAUGAUAAAUUCUGUUUACACUGAACUACCGAGUACUACCAUGUAAUAUAUAUUGUUUUCUAAUAUACAAAUUUUGAUCAGUUACAAUGAAAAACAAAGGAAUUUUUUCAAUCUCCCCAGGACCUCCUUGUAAGCAAGUUUACCCUUAAUAUGGUAUAUUUUUAAACAAUGCAUAAAUUUAAUUUGAAGUAAGCUACAGAAUGGAUAUUAUAAGCCAACAUGUUUUCUCCUAUAAAAUUCUUUCCUCUAUUUUACUAAAAGGUGUGUUAUCACCAUGCACCCUUCAUUUGUUAAAAGUUUAUUUUUCUUUCCUUCUUGAGAUGUGCUGGACACAAAAAAAAUGUAUUCACAUCACGAUGAAAAUCAUUUAUUUUUUGGAAAUUCACAAUAAUUUUGCUAUUUGAUUAUUAUACAUCUUAGAUUCUGUUGUGUAUGUAGGUUUUCACAAUCAUGGUCUUUACAUGAAAUUGAAUAUGUCCCAUUUUCCAUUGUAUGAUGUAUGUAAUGUGUAUGGGUAGUAACUCUCCAUUGAUGUUUAAAUAAGAUCUGCUGAAGAAAUCAGGAAAUCAUGCAAUACACUGUAUAUGAAAUAAUUCUUAAAGCACAAUCGUUGAACCAUAUCCUCCUUCUGUUCUCAAUAUACUAAGGCAGCAAUAAGCUGUACAUCUCGCAACUGUACAGCACCAUUUAAUAUUAAUUGAGUUCAUGAAGUGUCAAGGCAGCCAAACACAUAAAAAUUACUUACCAGGUAUACCUGUAGUAGAGCUGCAAAAUUUCAAAUGAAAGAUACAUACACUUUAAAAUUAGAUUUUAAUUUGGAGAGAUGCUACUUUGAAUACCAUUGAUAUCGGUACCCUCUGUUACAUAUUUACUUGUUUGUAUUUAUGCAAUGAAUUGUAAUUAUAAUUUGAACUAUUUAGAUAUGAAUGAUAUAUUAAACUUUUUAUGUUAAUGAUUGAAAACUCUUAAGAGAUAUCAGGUUUUUUCUGUAAUUUAUGAGAUCAUUUUAGGUAAAACGAUCUAAAAAUUUUUUAUUGAAAAUCGUUGAAGAUUUUUAAAGUUAAAAUUAAUUUUCUGUAUAUUUACAAGAUAAUUUUAGAUGAGAUGUUGGUUUUAGCUGGUCUAGAUUGGUGAUGAUUGUUUAUAUGGCAGACAGUUGCUAUAUACAGUGUUACUUAAUGAAUUUAUAUAAUGUACAGAAAAUACCUAUAAAUUUUUAUUUGUAGUAUAUACACCUACAACAAAAUUUUAAAAUGUAAAUAUGGAUGAAAAUUGUUUCAAUUGAUCUUUAUAAAUUUGAAUUCUGGAUAUUUAUUAACUUUCACAUUGUCUGUUUUUGUUGAUAUCUUUGUUUUCAUUUCCAAAUUUGUCAUUUUUGUGUUUGUUUUCUCUAAUCUCUUUUGAAUGUGUCAGUUUUUUUCUAAGACUUUUUUGUCUUUAUUCCUUAGUGCUCUCCCUUUAUGUGUAUUGACUACAAUAGUGCAUUAUUACAUUACUUUGACAGUAAUGCUACUUGUCUUCAGGUUACACAACACCAACCGUUAGUUAUCUCUUGUGUAGUCUGUAAAGGUAACGAAACUCAUGUAUAUUUUACCUUUCAUGUAAAUAUUUUGCUAACGAUAUGGAAAUGUAUUUUGUGUAGAUAGAAUAUGAUGUAUACACUUAAUCAUGAAGUAUAGAUUAAAUGUGAAAUACUG